UCAGCAUAUACUCUCUCUAUAGUUCUCUAAUUCUGUAUCUGUGAGUGAGCCAGAGGCAUCAAGAAGAGAGAGAGAGAGAGAGAGAGAGAGAGAGAGAGAGAGAGGCAAACAAGCCAAUGGGGUUCUGCACCCUGUGCUUGUUGCCUACCUCCUUGUGCUCCUCCUCCUCCUCCUCGUCCUCCUUUUGUAUGUGUCUGCUGUUGCUGGUGGGGAGCCUCGCAGCGGCGGCGGCUUGCACGCCGGCGGAGCAGCAGGAGCUGGACAGGAUCGCCCGCCUCCCUGGCCAGCCUCCCGUUGACUUCGCGCAGUACUCUGGAUACGUCACCGUCGACGCCCGGGCCGGCCGAGCCCUCUUUUACUGGCUCGUCGAGGCGGCACCGGCCGCGCAGCCCGCCCCUCUCGUCCUCUGGCUCAACGGCGGCCCCGGGUGCUCCUCCGUUGCCUACGGCGCCUCCGAGGAGCUUGGCCCCUUCCGGAUCAGGUCCGACGGGAAGACCCUCUACCUGAAUCCUUACGCCUGGAACACCGUGGCGAAUGUGCUGUUCUUGGAGUCGCCGGCAGGCGUUGGGUUCUCGUACUCUAAUACCUCAUCGGAUCUCUACACUGCUGGAGACAACAGGACAGCUGCGGAUGCCUACAAAUUCCUCGUGAAUUGGUUCGAGAGGUUUCCUCAGUACAAACACCGGGAGUUCUAUAUAGCCGGAGAGAGUUACGCAGGGCAUUACGUUCCACAGUUAUCUCAGCUUGUCCACAGGAAAAACAUCGGUACUCAAGAUCCCACCAUUAAUUUCAAGGGAUUUCUGGUUGGUAAUGGAGUCACUGAUGAUUACCAUGAUUAUGUUGGGACCUUCGAGUACUGGUGGACUCAUGGCCUGAUCUCAGAUGCCACCUACCGAAUUCUGCGGGUUCACUGUGACCACGAAGUCUCUGAACACCCUUCUGAUGCAUGCAUAAAGGCCCUUGAUGAUGCCGAUACAGAGAUGGGGAACAUAGACCCCUACAGCAUAUACACUCUUCCAUGUAAUGAUACUGGAUCUCUUAGGCGCAACCUAAGGGGUCACUAUCCUUGGAUGUCCAGAGCUUACGAUCCCUGCACCGAGAGGUACUCCAUGGUAUACUACAAUCGUCCUGAGGUCCAAAAAGCACUGCACGCGAACGUUACUGGAAUACCAUACAGUUGGGAGACAUGCAGUGAUACUAUCGGAGACAAUUGGGGAGAUUCACCAAAGUCUGUGCUUCCUAUUUACCAUGAACUUAUAGCUGCUGGCCUAAGGAUAUGGGUUUUCAGUGGUGAUACAGAUUCUGUAGUCCCCUUGACUGCAACAAGAUACUCCAUUGAUGCUCUCAAACUAAAAACUCUCAAGAAUUGGUAUCCAUGGUAUUACGAUGGAAAGGUCGGUGGAUGGAGUCAAAUCUAUGAAGGCCUAACCUUUGUGACUGUUACUGGGGCCGGACAUGAAGUCCCUCUUCAUCGUCCCCGACAAGCUUUGAUACUCUUCAAGCGUUUCUUGAAGAAUAAGCCCAUGCCAUCUUAAAAACCAUGAGAAGGAAGCUCAAUGGAACCUUGGGUUGCUGCUACAGAGAAUAAAAGAUGGAGAGCCGUUAUCUUCUCCUUUUGAUUUGAUUCUUGGUGGAUAUAAUCUUCUCUUUGUUCCAACUUUCAUUUUUCGAUGUGUAAUUUGAUAUCGUUUUGCGUUUUUUUUUUUUUUUUUUUAGCAGCCAGCAACUAUACCAUAUCAUUCGAUGUCGCCUUGAAUAAAAUGCAAGGGUUAUGAUCAA
Musa acuminata subsp. malaccensis (wild Malaysian banana) is the source of this 1779-nucleotide messenger RNA. RefSeq names its product serine carboxypeptidase-like 27. Gene Ontology annotation, molecular function: serine-type carboxypeptidase activity. Gene Ontology annotation, biological process: proteolysis. The record is from RefSeq and is a predicted model, not a curated record. Lineage: Eukaryota; Viridiplantae; Streptophyta; Magnoliopsida; Zingiberales; Musaceae.